Molecule: messenger RNA, 1398 nt
Organism: Monoraphidium neglectum
Lineage: Eukaryota; Viridiplantae; Chlorophyta; Chlorophyceae; Sphaeropleales; Selenastraceae
Exons: 4
Coding region: 1-1398 (465 amino acids)
Source: RefSeq, a predicted model, not a curated record
AUGUUGUUGCAGGUGCCGCCCAGCGUCAGCAGUGGCCUCACCCUCGACCUCCCGGGAAUCGGCCGCACCGCCCAGCUGCCCAGGGACGCGCUCCGUCGCCUCCUUCGCACCGCCAACACAGCAGACCUGCAGCAAAGCGCCCGCCGGCUCGGCGGGGUGGAUGAGGCCGGGGGGAUGAUCCCUCAAGAGAAGGAUCAACUGGUCGACUUCCUGAUCGAUCGGAUGGACAGCCACGGCGGCUACGUGGAGAUCCGCCCCACCGACGCCCCCGGCGGCUUCAUGCGCGCCGGCGCGGGGGACGACAAGCCCACCAGUGCUGGCAGCAGCGAGGCCGCGGCCGAGCCUCGGGCCGCUGGCGGGCGCGGCGCGGCCGCGGCGAGCGGGGCGGCGGCCUCGACGGCCACCGGCGGCGGCGGGGGCGAGCCACCAGGCGGAUGCGGCGGCGCGCAGGAGGACCGGCGGGAGCGCGUCGGCGGCAAGCGGCGGGGCGACGCGGCGGGCGCAAGGGCCUGCGACGGCGAGCCCAGAUGCCACACCCCUCCCCCAGGGGCCGCCAUCCAGGGGGCGUCGGCUGGGCGCACGGAGCCAGCCGCGCCGGGCGCGACCAAGGGCCGCGCGAGCAAACGCGGCAGCUUGCCCCUCGGCGGCGCACCUGCCGGCAAGAGGGCGAGGAGCCAGUCGUGGCCCCUGGGGCUGAUGUUCACGCUGUUCGUGCUGGGCCUGCAGGCGCCCUUUGCUGCAGAGAACGAGGCGGUCGCCACAAUCACGUCCGCGGCAGACAAGACCCUGGCCCUUAUGUCCACUGCCCCCGCAGCUUGCGGCACUGGCAUCCACAUGGCAUGGACUGAGGGCAAGAACGUCGCGUUCGCCAUUACAGGCGGCCCGCCGCCAAAACCGGCGGCCGCCCGAGCGAUCGCCGCGGCGGACGGCGAGUUUGGAGACGCCGCGCGGGGCGCGCUGGCGAUGUGGGUGUUCUUCCGGCCGUCGAUGGUCGCGGCCGGCGCGCUGGCGCGGUGGCUGGCGCGGCGCGGCAAGGGGGGCCUCGGCGAUAGAGUCAAGCUGUCCGUGGCUGAGGUGAUCGCGCUCGCCAGGAGCUGCCCUGGGCUGGUGCAUGUCGUGUUCCAGCACGCGGGCACGUGCGUCGACAUCAGGCCCCGCUGGCCCUACCAGGUCGUCGACCUGCGGCCCAGUUUGAAGGUGGCCUGGGAGCGCGUGCGCCGGUGGCACAUGGCCCUGUACGCUGUAGCGCUCACGACCCUCGUUUCGCCGCUGUUCGGGAGGAUGGCGCCGGAUCGCGUGGGGUUCCGCAAGGUGCUGUUUGAGGACAUGUGCAGGGGCUACUGUGAGUACGUGUUUCGCUUCUUCCAGCAGCACCGUGCCGCCACAUCCACUCGGUGA